GAAGAUGGCAGCAGUUUCUCCUCACAUGUCUGCCACGGGGCAGAAAGAGUUAGCAGGAGGUGCUUGCACAUACAGCAUAUAUGGCCUUGCAGAAUGUUUCCCAAAAAUGUCAGCUGCCAACUGUAGUGACUGUUUAGAGGAUUUGCUGGUCGUACCUUUUCUUCAUGGACAUCAGAGCGAGUGGAGAUCUUCUUUGACGUGCAGCUACAGGUUGGAGCCACGCCCCUUGUUCGAUGUUGGCAAGGGCGGGUUAGCCACCCCCGGAGGAAAAAAUGGGAAGAAGCAGGUUUGGAUUGUGGUGGGUUGUGUUGCGGGCGCACUGAUAAUAUUAUUGGUCCUACUUCUACUUUGGUGGAAAUUGCCGGCUAAACGCCCUUCUGCCAUAAAGUUCUUUGAUGAUAUCAUAGCCAACGUCCAAGGAAAGACAAUUGUGAUGUUUUUAGACUACGACGGUACGUUAACGCCGAUUGUGAAAAAGCCUGAAAGGGCCUUCAUGUCCGAGCAGACGCGUAAUGCUGUUAGAGAACUUGCGAUGGCGUUCUCGACUUCAGUCGUCACCGGAAGGAGCUGUGAAAAGGCGAAAGGGUUCAUACAGCUCGACGAGCUGCACUAUGCAGGGAGCCAUGGGCAGGACAUCCAACUGAAUGACGGAACAGAUCCCUUCCAACCUAACAGCGAGUAUUUACAGAUAAUAGCUGAGGCCACAGAGCGUCUAAAAGAGGCUGUCAGAGAGAUCAAAGGUGCCAGUGUGGAAAACAACAAGUUCUGCGUUUCUGUGCACUACCGGGAAGUUCGCAGGGAAAAGGAUAAGGACUUACUUAAGAACAUCGUGAUGAGAAUUGUGACAGAAGAAUUUCCCAAUCUCAAGGUGACCAACGGUAAAAAGGUUCGAGAGGUUCGUCCAGGGCCGAAAUUCGACAAGGGAGACGCCGUCAAGUACCUCCUCCAGCAGCUCACCAACAAACAUAGCUGGGACAGCUCUCGGAUCUUACCAAUCUAUAUUGGUGAUGAUAAGACUGAUGAAGACGCUUUUAAGGUGCUUUCUGAGGAAGGUGGAUUUGGAAUCCGCGUCUGCAAGUGGCGCAAGAGGACUGCAGCUGAGUACUCUCUAAAGAACCCCAGUGAGGUGAAAGAGUUCCUGGAGAAGCUGGUGCGCUGGAGGAGAGAACAGGACCAAGUUUGAAUUCCUUGGAAGUUGCAACAGCCCAUUUGGAGCGGUGAACGCCCAAUUUUAGCGAAAGCGAACAUAGGAUGAAAGAAAUAAAACCAAAACAUUGCUGAAGCUGGUGAUGGAGAAGUUGACUAUAUAUUUUUUCUGUAGUAAGUACACA
This is a messenger RNA of Triticum aestivum (bread wheat), 1331 nucleotides long. RefSeq names its product probable trehalose-phosphate phosphatase C. Gene Ontology annotation, molecular function: trehalose-phosphatase activity. Lineage: Eukaryota; Viridiplantae; Streptophyta; Magnoliopsida; Poales; Poaceae. The record is from RefSeq and is a predicted model, not a curated record. The coding region runs from base 5 to 1183 and encodes 392 amino acids. Gene Ontology annotation, biological process: trehalose biosynthetic process. The transcript is spliced from 11 exons.